Pleuronectes platessa (European plaice) is the source of this 2285-nucleotide messenger RNA. RefSeq lists its product as uncharacterized. Bases 195 to 1997 code for a protein of 600 amino acids. The record is from RefSeq and is a predicted model, not a curated record. The transcript is spliced from 8 exons. NCBI's taxonomy places the organism in Eukaryota, Metazoa, Chordata, Actinopteri, Pleuronectiformes, Pleuronectidae.
UAAACUAAGAAUAAUGAGGAAACUGUUCUUUACAAGUUGAGAUCUGACAAACCGUCUCACACAGGCAAGCAGACCAAUCUGGCUUCAGUCUUUCUUUUUCUAAGUGAUAGAUUUUUACCAUUUAUAAUUAUAAUUUUUGAUGAGCUUCAUUUAAAGACAUACUUUCUGUUGAGUAGCUGAAGACAACACUGGCCAUGUUGUCUACAGGAGCAGAAUGUGUGAUCAUGGGUUUGUUCCUGUACAUCUCAGGGGUUGGAGCAAACAGCAUCUGUGCCUUAAAAGGUUCAUCAGUGGAUCUACACUGCUCAGCUCAACGUCCCACAUCAAGCAUGAAAUGGUUCACUGUUCGUUUGGAGAACAACAAGAUGGUUCCAGAUCAGAUCGUUGACGGAAAACAUGUGAUCAUAUCUGAAGAGAGCGACUUCACUAUGACGAUCAAUGAUCUGAGAGAGAGUGAUAAAAACUUUUACUGUUGUAGUGACGUAAAUGACAGAUGCCAGGGGAGAGUCAUUCAGCUCCUUGUUGCAGACCUGCAGGUGAAGGUGUUUCCUGCCACAGGAGAAAAGACAGUGUCACUGAUGUGCAGCAGCAGUUGUCCUCUGACUGAAAGACCUGUGGUCUAUAUCUGGUACAAGAACACAGAGUUUCUCUAUGAGGACUUGUCUCCUUGGUACCAGGAGCUAAUCAGCAGCGAGGAAUCAGUCACAUACUCCUGUGCUGUCAAAGGCUACGAGCAUCUCAGAGCCCCUGAAGUCUCAGUGGCUUCUCUCACAUCAGCCUGCUUCACUGUGACCUAUGCUAAAGGCAGAAUGUGCUCAAAUCAGCAGAGACCAGAAGAUGAGCCGUGCUCCAUCACAUAUCUCAGAGAAAUACAAGUUCAUGUUCAAAAGACUGAAGACAGGGCGCAUGUCAAACUGGCCUGUAACACCAGCUGUCCACAGACGCAAGCUCAAACCAUCAAAUGGUACAAAAACAGACAAUUGGAGCAGGAACCACGAUCAGUUCUCAUCACCUCUCCUGACUCUUACUCCUGUGCUGUAAAGCACUUGUUCUCAGAUGAAGUUUGUAUUCAGGAUCUAAACUGCUUCACAGUGAAUUAUGUCAACAGGAGGAUCUGUGCUCUGCAAGGUUCCUCAGUGAACAUCUCCAGUGAAUACUCACAUCCUUACUACCAGCAGCUGAAGUAUAAAUCGUGGUAUAAGAGUAGGAGAAGUGACAUGGCGGCUGGUGAAGAGCUGAUAACGAAUACAGAUCAUAUUAAGUUUCAUGAAGUGAUGAACCGCCACAUCCUGACAAUCAAUAAACUGAACAAGAAUGACUCAACAGAAUACAUAUUCAGAAUAGGAAGUGAUGCAGGGAAAUGGGCGGCUGUUCCUGGGGUGACUUUGGUCGUCACAGAUCUGAGAGUGAAGUUUAGUCCUUCUGAGGAGGUGACUGAGGGGCAGAGAGUCACGCUGACCUGCAGAACCAGUUGUCCUCUGACGGACAACAUGAACUACAUUUGGUACUUGAACAAUCAACCUCUGAAUCUGACAAAAACACAAAGCAAGUACCUGGUUCUAGACCCCGUCAGCAGUGAACAUGAAGGAAACUACUCCUGCAAAGUUAAAAUGCUCCAAAAGAGCUCUCAUCAAAAGAUGCUCACUGUCCACAGAAGAAGAAAAUGGACUCAAGCAGCCAUAGGAAUCGUUGUUCUUCUCCUGGUUGUAAUACCCAUCUCCAUCUUCUUGUGGAUCAGAAGAAAGAAGACUUCCAUCCAGUCUCCAAGAACUGAAACCUCUGUCAACUUGGAGGAGGUAAAGCGGAGAACUUUAACAGUUUCUUCCAUUAGACAAACGUCCUCAUCUCUUCAGAGAGUUCAACUGAGUCCAAACAGCAGCUUCAACCAUUGUUCUAAUGAAACAGAGAUGCAUUGUCCCAUAUGUUCCAGGAAUGUUAUAUUUUACAAUACUGUACAUAAAUCAUGUUUUAUUUUCUCAGUACAUUUCAGUUUUUAAUUUAAUAUACAUCAAGAGUUAUUCCAGGCAAAUGCAACUAUAUUGAAUCCUCCCAUUCAUUUGACCUCCAUUUGGAAUCUGUUAAUUUUAUUAAGAGAAUUUUAAAUACACAGAAAUAGUAAAUAAAAAUGUUUCUCUUGUCUCUUCAUCAGAUAAGCCCAGAUCAUGAGUUAGACGAUAUCUCGGCUCAACCAGUAGAGGAGGAUGAUAUUCUCUAUAGCAGCGUUCAAUUCCCCAACAACAGAGAUGCUCUCUACUCACAGAUCCAGACACAUCAGCCCCAAGAAG